UGAAUUGCGGAAUGCCUUUUUCAUCUGCGGUCCUAGGAGAGCCUCGAAGAGAUGGACUGACCUCAUCUCUCGCUGGACUGUAGCCCCCACGUGGGAGAGAGGCGGCAGCCAUUCCACGCCAUUCUGUCCUCACAGAGCGAGGUGGAGAGGAGGCAGAUCUGUCUGUGCACGGCCAAACAGCAGGAUCAGAGGUCUCCUAAAAAUGGGAAAGAGCCCGCGAGACGUUUCUCUUCCGAGAACUCCGAAAAAUAUGAUACACACAAGGAUUCUGUGGCACUCUCUCUCAUUUUUGAUUUUAGUAGUGCAGGUGAGCAGGCCAGUGUGUGUGGAGGUGGAAUCAGACACGGAGGCAGUACAGGGUAACCCAAUGAAACUCACCUGCAUCUCCUGCAUGAAGAGAGAAGAGGUCAAUGCUGAGACCCGGGUGGACUGGUACUACAUCGACUUAAAUAAUGAUGAAAUCCCGAUGUUCCUGUAUGACGGGCAGCCCCAGGAAGUGGACGGGCCGUUUAAGGGCAGGCUCCAGUGGAACGGCAGCAAAGACCUGCAGGACGUCUCCAUCAGCUUCAUCAACGUCACCCUCAACGACACCGGCACCUACAAGUGCGAGGUGUUUCGCCAGUUCCAAUUCGACUCCUACACGCCCUCGUUCAGGGGAGAAAAGAUCAUCAACUUGGUGGUGAGAAAAGAAGCCCCUACAGACCCAACAGCCCUGUACUCUGAGAUCAUGAUGUACGUGCUGCUGGUCUUCCUUACCUUCUGGCUGGUGGUGGAGAUGAUCUACUGCUACAGGAAGAUCUCCAAGUCCGAUGAACAAACGCAGGACAGCGCGACAGACUACCUAGCCAUUCCCUCUGAAAAUAAGGAGACCCCCGGUGCUCCAGUAACGGAUUAAAAGCGAUUUUCUCUCACACAAAAAAACGGUACUGAAGGACCCUUAAGCCUCUGUCGAUUGGCGUAAUUGUGCAAUAGGCUGAACUCUUCAAAGGAACAAGGGGGGGUCGUCAGAACCCCGCCCCCUGCCCCCCACCCCCCGCUGCCCCUUUGUCUUUGUGCUGUGCUUGUGCAAAAGAUAUCAUCGUUGAUCAGUCCACGCUUCCUGCUUAUUUCACAUACCUUUGUGAAGUAUGUUGUGAUCUGAUAACAGCUAUGGUAUGUUUGUGCCACUGUCAGCCAUAGAGGACAAAACAAGAGUACUUAAAAUGUGGUGAGAUUGUGCAGUGCUGUAGAUAUAAAAACAAAGGAAAGAGACUUUUCAAAAAUGUGAAAUUGAAUCAGAACCUUGACCCAUGCACACAGGGUACAGGCCUGGUGAACACAGAUGCCUUUCUGCUACAAGUUCUUUAUGUUAACAGGACAUUGGUUGGUUGGUGUUGGUUAACAACUAGGACCCGGGCCAAAGCUCUGAUGUAAUCAGCUCGUUUGUCAUUAAACUUUAUGGUCUUCUGCUUUGUCAUAUACUGUACAUAUAGCCACUGUUUUAUUUGAAAACACAGUGUUCCUCGACAUUUUACAGACACAGAAAUGUUUAUCAUCAUUGAACUUGUGCAAGCAAUAUAAUUUGAACUCCAGCUCCAGCUUGAAGACUGAAAUGACUGUUUGAAUAUGAGAUACAGACCCAAUUCUGUAUGUAUUCACAUUUCAUUAGCUGAAAUCUACCAUUCUUUGAUAUAUACAAUUUUUUAAAGUUCUUAUUUCAGGUUAUUUGGAUGGAAUGAUUUCACAUCACUGUCAGAUACCAUAUUAAGGUGGAAGUUUGACCAUUUGAAAUUCCUCACAGAAGCCUGUGGGGUGAAACAGAGACCUCCUCUCUCUGAGAACUUGCUUGGGUCAGAUGGUAAAAUACUUCAGCAGCGGAGUCAGUCACAUGACCAGGCGCAAAAAAAAAGUGCAGCACAGUUCUAUGAUAGUCAAAAACACUUUAUUUUCACACCAUUGUUAUUACUUCAGGCCUGUUCACUGCUGAAAUAGAUUAUUUUAUUUUGUAUUUGAAUUGGCGGGCCAGUUUCAGGUUAUGCACAGAGAGUGAGGACAAAAGGGAGGGAGAGUUCGAGAGAGGGAGGGAGAGAAUGAGGAAGGAAUUCAGUGAUGGAAAGAGAGGAGAGGUGGCUUUUGUAUGCAUGCCAUCAUAAACGCAGUGUUGUCGUUGAAUACAAUCUGCUGAUCGAACAGUUUCUUUUGUAGCCACCAUUAGUGGGGGUAUUUUAUUAAAUGCAUUGUGCUGAUAUUUUCAAAAGUGCUGUGCGGAGUGUGCUCAUUUUCUUCUCAUUUUAUAUUGCAUAUUUCAUGUUGACUGGAUUGAAGAAAUAAAAAAUUAAAUCAAUUCCUAUUUCA
This is a messenger RNA of Anguilla anguilla (European eel), 2334 nucleotides long. RefSeq names its product sodium channel, voltage-gated, type III, beta (gene scn3b). Gene Ontology annotation, cellular component: voltage-gated sodium channel complex. The coding region runs from base 203 to 895 and encodes 230 amino acids. The record is from RefSeq and is a predicted model, not a curated record. The transcript has 8 exons. Gene Ontology annotation, molecular function: sodium channel regulator activity. NCBI's taxonomy places the organism in Eukaryota, Metazoa, Chordata, Actinopteri, Anguilliformes, Anguillidae. Gene Ontology annotation, biological process: ventricular cardiac muscle cell action potential; sodium ion transport; regulation of heart rate by cardiac conduction.